Molecule: messenger RNA, 777 nt
Organism: Torulaspora delbrueckii
Lineage: Eukaryota; Fungi; Ascomycota; Saccharomycetes; Saccharomycetales; Saccharomycetaceae
Gene: THP2
Product: Thp2p
Exons: 1
Coding region: 1-777 (258 amino acids)
Biological process (GO): mRNA export from nucleus; transcription elongation by RNA polymerase II
Cellular component (GO): nucleoplasmic THO complex
Source: RefSeq, a predicted model, not a curated record
AUGGAAAGUGGUUGUUUUGAUAUGCUCUGUGAGCAGGAGCAAGCUUUACAAGAAAACCAUAGACGCUUGGACGCAGUUGUUAAAGUGUUAAGUGAGCUAGCGGAGCCGGCCAAAACAGAGCCUGAACAAAUACGGCUAUUGCAAUCACUGUCCGAAGAGUAUGAAGAGCUAGUUGGAAGCUCGAUUGAUUUGAGGUACGUCAAAUAUCAGACCCGAGAGUCUCAAAUUGCUGCAUCAAAUAAAACAAGACGUAAUGCCGACUAUACCAAGUUACAGAAUAUAGAGGGAUUGGCAGAGUUUGUUACUUUGUAUGAGAUGGUCAGUAUGGACUAUUUGAGAUAUGUGAAUUUGUUGGAGAGGCUUUCUGUUGAUUUGGUAAAGGAGAUCGAGAUUGCAGAUCCAACAGUGACAGAAUUUGUAGUGAAUAAGUGGAACCCUCCCAAGGGCAUAUUCGAAAUAUUAGAUGAAUUGGCUGAUCCGGCCACCGACGUGGUCGCUGUACGAUCACGUUUGAAUGGAUACUUGGAUCGAAUUAAGAUGGAGCGGGCCAAGUAUACCAUUGAAAACAAGCAUUCUUUACAGGGUACUCUAAGGGACCUCAACAAAGAAGUUAGCAACUGGAGAAAGGAGUGGGAUUCCAUUGAGAACGUAAUGUUUGGUGAUGGUUCACACUCUAUGAAGAAAAUGCUACAAAACAUUGAUUCUCUUAAAUCGAAAUUAGAUAUCGAGAAAUCGGCGCAAGACACAGAAGUUGAAAUGGAAAGGAGUGCUUUUUAA